Molecule: messenger RNA, 5235 nt
Organism: Malaclemys terrapin pileata
Lineage: Eukaryota; Metazoa; Chordata; Testudines; Emydidae
Product: protocadherin-8-like
Exons: 4
Coding region: 1898-4900 (1000 amino acids)
Biological process (GO): homophilic cell-cell adhesion
Cellular component (GO): plasma membrane
Molecular function (GO): calcium ion binding
Source: RefSeq, a predicted model, not a curated record
GCUACCCCUCUGAUACAUAAAAAUCCCAACAGAAUGAUCAUUUACACAUUAUGGAGGACUGGUGCGAUUAUAAAAUCGGUCUGAUGUACUUCUGCUUGAUAUACUAAAUUUAUGCAAAAUAAGGCCAAGAUGUCAUACUCAUUGAUAUCUUUGGCACCCCAAGUUGCUAAAGCAUAAUAACCAAAUGCAUAUCUUGAAAAUGAAACUAUAGUACUUGGGUCAAUAGUGGGUUAGUAGAAUUUAAUUUUCUAUAAGAUAUAAGAAAAACAUUGAACAUUCAGAUCAUCAGCCGAUGAGAGAUGCAUGGCAUGGAACUUACAGUAGAAAAGGAAUAUUCAUUAUUCCUAUAAAAAGAAUGUUAAAAAAUGUUGACAGUAUUGAUCUGAUCAAAAAUAUACAAGAAGAAAACCCCCAAAGUAACCGUCUCCCACAUACAUACACAAAAUCAACCAACCUUAGACACAAAAGAAUUCUUGGAUUUCAAUUAUUUAUUUGAAAUUUCUACCUGAUUUUUGGACUUCGUUGAUCUCUUUAGCACAGUUGAUAAAUUACCUUUUGUUUUUUUUUAGUGUGCAUGGAAGAAGAAUCAUUUCUCGAGGAGCAGGACAAUAGUGAAGUGCAGCGAUGCUAAUAUACAUCAGAAAACCAUACACUUUUUCAUCACCACUUUGUAAACAAUGGUUAGAACUGUCAACAAGGUGACACUUUGGCACAGUCAGGGAACUUGACACCUAACGAUUUGUUGCCACCCGGCAUUUGGGCAGAUGGUUUCAUUCCCUUUGAGCCUCCCACUUUUCAAACCGCUCGCAGCUUCCUCCGUGCAAGGACUUUUAACAUAAAUAUUCUCAUGGCAAUAUUUUUAUGAGCGUGCGCACGCGCAUACACUCACAUCUUAAUCAUAAACCAUACACCCAAAACACCACUGGAAACCUCCUCGCUUCUCUUCUUCCACCAUCUAAGGAGACAGUAUUGGGACUAAGAGUUGGUGGGCUUCCUGCCUGGUCUCUUGAAGGAUUAAUCCCAGGGGUUUCUCACUGAUCAGCCCUGAUGAAUAUUAAGCGAGGUGGAAGAAAAGAACAGUGUUAAUUCAUAUUCUUUAACUCAUAAAAAUAUCGUAAGGACUAAUUAUGUUGCCUACAUGGAUACACCACAAGUAACUGCUAAUGUGGGAAUUCCUGUCAUCAUCAUUCUUCCCCCUAGCUUCCGCCUACCGCGCCAUCCCGCUUUAUUUCUACAGAUGUAUGUGUCUGGUUUUUUAAUACAGUGUUUGUAUAAGCACAUUCUUAAAUGUAUUAUAGGGGAAAGUCCUCUGCUUUUGUACAACUGAAGCGCAAGUUAGUGGGAAAACUUUAGUCGCCAAGUAUCAGAGGGGUAGCCGUGUUAGUCUGAAUCUGUAAAAAGCAACAGAGGGUCCUGUGGCACCUUAGUCUUAAAGAUGCCACAGGACUCUCUGUUGCUUUUUAGUCGCCAAGUUUGCUAGAGAACGGAGCAAUGUGUUUGCACAUGUGUAAUUGACAGAUUGUUCAUUUCUUGUCGGAAUGUCCUACUGAGUCCAUGCAGGGGACACUAUGACACUGGUGUCCCCAGGGAUCAGAGGAUUGGUCAGGGAAGAUGCUGAUUUGCAUACCCUUAUCUAUAUAACCUCUGGGGAAGGGCGCAGAGAGCAAAAAGGCAAGCUGUAGCCUGGGGCACGCACAGCUACUUAAAGACUCCUGGCACCAAUUACACAGCGGAGAGGUUCUGAUGGCCGGGAUGUGUUUAAACGGGGGGAAGUGAUCAGUCUGUGCAUUCAGGAGUGGGGGCUUUUGGUCUGUUUCUAAUCUGGCAUCUUUAAAGCUUCUACAACACAAAGUGCUAGUGGCUUUUUUGAGGACUGCGUGGUAGGAUCUCAGAGGCUAUGUCUCCUGGUCUCACAUUGUCCAGAGCGGAACUAAGCUCUGUGCUGCUGUGUCUCCUGGUCGCAGGGUGCCUGGCUGAGAUGGUCAGCUACCACACGUACGAGGAAGAUGCCCCCGGUACAGUCAUUGGUGUCCUGUUGGACGAUUUGCAGUCCCGCUCUGGGGACAGACCCCUGGGCAGUUUCCGCCUGAUGGAGCAGUUCAGCAACAGCUCGCUGGUCCGGGUGCGGGAGGGGGACGGGCAGCUGAGCAUCGGCGAGGAAGGGAUCGACCGGGAGCGGCUGUGCGGCCAGUCCCUCCAGUGCGUCCUGGCUUUCGACGUGGUGAGCUUGUGGCAGGAGCAGUACCGGCUGGUGCACGUGGAGCUGGAGGUGCGGGACAUCAACGACAACGCGCCGCGCUUCCCCCAGGCGCACAUCCCGCUCGAGGUGUCCGAGAGCGCCGCGCCCGGCACCCGCCUGCCGCUGGAGAUCGCCGUGGACCCGGACGUGGGCUCCAACGCCAUCCAGAGCUUCCAGCUCUCGCGCAACAGCCACUUCGGCAUCGAGGCGCAGACGCGGGCGGACGGCGGGAAAAGCGCCGAGCUGGUGCUGCUGCAGGAGCUGGACCGCGAGACCCAGGCCGCCUACACCCUGGAGCUGGUGGCCCAGGACGGCGGCAGCCCGGCCCGCUCGGGCACGGCCACGGUGAGCGUCCGGGUGCUGGACGCCAACGACAACAGCCCGGCCUUCCCGCAGGGCUCGGUCACGGUGGAGCUGGGCGAGGACGCGCCGCGGGGCUCCCUGCUGCUGGACCUGGACGCGGCCGAUCCCGACGAGGGGCCCAACGGGGAGAUCGUCUACGGCUUCGGCAGCCAGGUGCCGGCCGAGGCGCGGCAGCUCUUCCGGCUGGACCCGCUCUCGGGCCGCCUGACGCUGGAGGGGCCGGUGGAUUACGAGCGGCAGCGGACCUACGAGCUGGACGUGCAGGCGCAGGACCGGGGCGCCAGCCCCCUGGCGGCCACGUGCAAAGUCAUCGUGCGCCUGGCCGACGUGAACGACAACGCGCCGGGCAUCAGCAUCAGCCCCCUGAGCGGCGCCCCCGCCGGCGCCGGGGUGGCCUACGUCAGCGAGGCGGCGGCGCGCGACAGCUUCGUGGCGCUGGUCAGCACCUCGGACAGGGACUCGGGCCCCAACGGGCAGGUGCGCUGCGCCCUCUACGGGCACGAGCACUUCGCGCUGCAGCGCGCCUACGCCGACAGCUACGUGCUCGUCACCGCCGCGCCGCUGGACCGCGAGCGCAUCCCCGAGUACAACCUGACCCUGGUGGCCGAGGACCUGGGCUCGCCGCCCUUCAAGACCAUCCGGCAGUACACGGUGCGCGUGAGCGACGAGAACGACAACGCGCCGCUCUUCUCCAAGCCCGUCUACGAGGUGGCGGUGCUGGAGAACAACCCGCCGGGCGCCUACCUCGCCACCGUGGUGGCCCGGGACCCCGACCUGGGCCGCAACGGGAAGGUCCUUUACCGGCUGCUGGAGACACAGAGCCCGGGCGGCGGGCCCCGGUCCGCGCUGGUCUCCGUGGAUCCCCACAGCGGGUCCGUCCGCGCCCGGCAGCCCCUGGACUGCGAGGAGCUGCCGCUGGUGGAGGUGGAGAUCGAAGCCUGCGACGGGGGCGCCCCGCAGCUGUGCCAGCGGGCCCGCCUCAGGCUCCGGGUGGUGGAUCAGAACGAUAACGCCCCGGUCAUCACCUCCCCGCCGCUGGCCAAUGGCUCCGCCGAGCUGCCACUGCCCGUCAGCGCCCCCGCCGGGUACCUGAUCGCCCGCUUCGCGGCCAGCGACGCGGACCAAGGCGCGAACUCCGAGCUCUCCUUCUCCCUCCUGGGCGGCGCUCACCCGCUGGUCGCCCUGAACCGGGACACCGGGGAGCUGGCCCUGCGGAGGAGGCUGCCCGGAGGGGCCUCGGAAGCGGCCUUCCCGCUUGUCGUCGCUGUCCACGACGGCGGGAGGCCGUCGCUGUCCUGCACAGCCGCCGUUCGGCUCUUUCCCACGGACACACUCCCCUCUAGCGUGGAGAUCGUGGUCGUACAGCCCUCGGCGGAGGAGCUGCAGCCCAGCCUGGACUUUUCCGUGGUCCUCAUUGCUGUGCUGGCCGGAGGCUGCGGCUUGCUGCUGAUCGCUAUCAUCGCCGUGGCCUCCACCUGCAGGAGGAGCAAGAGUCACUUCCAACCUGGGACCGAAAAGCAGGGGAGAGGCAAAGAAGCCAGGCUGCAGAAGGGCUCAGGCUCCCAGGCAGGGAGCUCCUAUCCGGGCCAGGCAGACUCCUGCCAGCUCUCUGUUACAGCCGAGUCUGAUAACUCCAGUGACACUUCCCAGGCCGAGGACAGCAGCAGAGAGUCCUUGUGUCAUUCUGCCCAAGAGAGGAAAGCCAGGAGCAGAGACUCCCAGGGUCAAAUUCUUGUUCCUUUUCAUCCCCCGUCUCUUUGGCAGGAGCGAGAAUCUGCUUCAAGUUUAAGCUCCCAUUCAACUCCUGAUCAGUUUAGUGUGAAAGACAGUGGGAAAGGAGAUAGCGAGUUUAAUGAUAGUGAUUCUGAUAUCAAUGGGGAGGGGUUAAAGAAGCCACCUUCACAGUCAGCUGAAAAGAAAGUUGGUACUGCAGCCUGUACAGAUGGACGGACUUACAAGGAAACAGAAAGAUAUUGUAGAUUUUAUGUCCACCAGUCCCAAACAAGCAAAACCAUCCCAUUGCAUUAUGAAAAUGAUUAUACGAUUGCAUAUUCUACACCAAUUUAUCAGCCCAUCCUUCAGCUCGGGAAGCCCAAUUUUCUUCCACAACAGCCAAAGCUGAAAGAGUAUCAAGUUAAUAUUCCUAAAACUGAAAGACUACAAAGUGUAUAUGAAAGAGUUCUAAGUGGUGGGUCAGCAGUGCCACCAACCACUCUGUCAAGACAAUAUAAAGGACUAAAUCACCCUCCACAGAACACUUUACUCCCAAAUGCCUCUGAAGUAGCAACGUCAGUCUGACAUAGCAAUGUAAAGACAUCCAAAACUGUCAUAGGAAUGGACUAAAUGUGUUCGUGUUUAUGUGUAAAUGUUACCAGCUGAGAUGUGUAAAUGAAAUCCCACCCAAAAAUCAAAUAUAACUUUAAAUUAUGGCAAAAGCAAUCAAUGUCUAGACAAAUCAUCCUUCUAAAUUUGUCCUUUAUAUUUACCAAAGAGUCAAAAUAAAAAAAAAUCAUAUUAAAGGACAUAGUUACUGCUGCUAAAGAAGAAUGGGGGAAAGCAAAGAUUUAUGUUUUAUAUUGAAACAGUUAAUGUAAAUAAAAAGUGUAGAUCUAGAUGUACAUUUAAAAGCUAAA